Hypanus sabinus (Atlantic stingray) is the source of this 2346-nucleotide messenger RNA. RefSeq names its product nuclear factor 7, brain-like. Gene Ontology annotation, molecular function: zinc ion binding; protein binding; ubiquitin-protein transferase activity. The record is from RefSeq and is a predicted model, not a curated record. Bases 67 to 1509 code for a protein of 480 amino acids. Gene Ontology annotation, biological process: protein ubiquitination. The transcript has 7 exons. Lineage: Eukaryota; Metazoa; Chordata; Chondrichthyes; Myliobatiformes; Dasyatidae.
ACUGCAGGGGAUCAUUAGCUCCCCGAAAGUGAAAGCAUUCUGAAUCAGGAAGUGUCGGGAGUUAACAUGGCUUCGAAAGGACCGGCCGAGAGUUUGAGCGAGGAGCUAAUUUGUCCUGUCUGCCUGGAUUUCUUCACCGAUCCGGUUACACUGGAGUGUGGACACAACUUCUGUCGCUCUUGUAUCACACGGUAUUGGGAAAGGGAGCGGAGAAACUCCUGCCCGGAAUGUAGAGAGGUGAUUGCUGACCGCACCCUCAGGGUGAAUCGGGCCUUAGCAAAUCUGGCUGAAAAAGCUCGAAAUCUAAACCUGUAUCCGAAAGGGAAGGAAAGUAAACGUCACUGCGAGGAACAUGAGGAAGAACUGAAGCUGUUUUGUGUAACGGACAAGACACUGAUCUGUGUGAUCUGUGCAGUGGCGGAGGAACACAGAGAGCACCGCUUCAGGCCGAUUAAAGAAGCUGUUAAAAUCUACACGGAUCAGCUAAAAUCUUCCUUAGACUCUCUCACAAAAAAGAUAUUAGACUUCCAGGAAAAGGAGCAGCAACAGAAAGAGAAGAUUUCCGGAGUUCAGGAACAGUCACACAGCCUUCAGUCCCACAUCACAUCCCAGUUUGCUGAACUGCGCCAGAUUAUCACUGAGAAAGAGCAGAGCUUACUCAGGGAACUCAGGGAAGAAGAGAAGAGGAUUCUCAAUCCAAUGGAGAAAAAUCUUCGGGAGAUUCAAGAGAAUAUAAGGAUUAUUCAGGAGGAAAUCUCAAAGUUAAAGGAACAGAUGGAUCAAAAAGACAGUGUGAUGUUUCUCAAGGAGGAAGCUCGUCGGAACAGGAGGAUUAAUGAUGAUAUCCAGGAAUUAUCAGUGACAGAUGAGACCCUAUCGGUUGAAAAAUUCGAUCACCUCUAUUUGUUGAACACAGUGCUGAGAGAAACGCUUGAUGCUAUUAAUCGAGUAUCUGUCACCCUGGAUGUGGAAACGGCGGGUCCGUAUCUCGAGGUGUCUGAGGAUCGGAAGAGUGUGAGAUGGACCCGGACCGUGACCUGGAGGAAUCUCCCUGACACCGGGAAGAGAUUCACACACUGGGCUUGUGUGCUGGGAUCAAAGGGAUUCACAUCGGGGAGACAUUACUGGGAGGUGGAGGUGACGGGGAAUCGGGACUGGUUUCUGGGAGUCGCUGUAGAGUCUGUGGAGAGGAAGAGAGGGGUUAGUCUGAGUACGGAGACCGGAUUCUGGGUCAUCAGGCGGUAUUAUGACGUGUUACAUCGGGAUUGUGACGUGUUCGGUGGUCCCCCCUCCCCUGAGUCCCGUCUCACUGCCGGUCCCAUCCCCGGGAGGGUGCGAGUUUAUCUCAGUUACGAGUCCGGGACAGUUUCAUUUUACAACGCGGAGACCAAGUCCCAUCUCCACACCUUCACUGGGAAUAAAUUCACGGGGAAACUUUAUCCUUUCUUCGCGGCCUGGGAUGAAAACCAGUGGCUGAGAAUCUGCUCCGGUUCAGCUCCGGGUCUGUAAAUGGGUCGGGUCCCGGGACCGGUGUCAGGAGUAAAGUCCCUGUAAAUAUAAAUGUGCGGAGAGUGCAGCUAAAUACAUGGCUAAGGAGAUGGUGAGGAGGGAGGGCUUCAUGUUUCUGGACAAUUGGGCUUUGUUCCCUGGAAGAUGGGACCUGUUUCUACGGGACGGUUUGCCCCUGAACUGGAGGGGGACUAACAUCAUUGCGGGUGGAUUUGCCAGUGCUGCUCCGGGGGUGGGGGGUGGGGGGUGGCUGUGGUUAAACUCGAUUUGCAGAGGAAGGGGAACAUGAGGUUGUAAAUUAAUUUUCAGGAGUUUAGAAAUUGUAGAAAAUAAAGAUUUCCAAAAAGAUUUUAAUGAAGAACAUGAAAAGAACAUAUGUGAAAAAGUGGCUACUUCAGUUUUACACCUAUCGCAAUAAUUGUCUAUGUUAGGAAAUAUUUUGGAUAGUCUCUCCUUUAUUAAAUAGUAACAGUGAACAAUUUUAAAUUGAAUUAAACAGUGAUUGGCACAUAUCGAAGAAGAAUUGACCAUCUUCAUUAACAAAGGUCAUAUUAAGUUCUCUCUCCCAAUCUUGUUUAAUUUUUAGUGAUUAAGGGGAUCUGUUUUCUUUUUGCAGAUUUAUUUUGUGAUGGUCGAUUGAUGACUUCUGAAGGGUUAAUUAGCAAAUAGUCUCUCUCUCGUACACACUUUCUGCAACCUCUUCAGUCUCUGUCAUCCUGGAUGUGGAAACGGCGCAUCCGGAGCUCGAGGUGUCUGAGGAUCGGAAGAGUGUGAGAUGUACCCGGACCCGGAGAGAUCUCCCUGACACCGGGAAGAGAUUCACAAAUCGGGCUUGUG